This is a messenger RNA of Trichoderma aggressivum f. europaeum, 1131 nucleotides long. RefSeq lists its product as uncharacterized. NCBI's taxonomy places the organism in Eukaryota, Fungi, Ascomycota, Sordariomycetes, Hypocreales, Hypocreaceae. The record is from RefSeq and is a predicted model, not a curated record. Bases 1 to 1131 code for a protein of 376 amino acids. The transcript has a single exon.
AUGGCCCCGCCCGAAGCCGCGACGUCUAUUCGGUACCGUCCGCUCGACCGGUCCGGGAACGAGAUUCGCCUGCUCGAGCUGCAGCCGGCGACGACCAACGACAUUAACGAACGCGUCGUAUGCCGCCUGGUCCAUGAGCGGCUAAGCGACCCGUCCGACUUCAUCGGCCUCUCGGCCCUGUAUGGCGACAUCACCGUCACAGAGACGAUCUUCGUCAAUGGAGCCGCCAUAUCCAUUCCUGUCCACCUCGCCCAGGCACUGCGUUACAUGCGAGUCGUCUUCCUGGCCGCGGCGCUACCAACGCCAGAUGCCUCCAUGACCGACCUCCAGGGCUCGGCUGCGAUGCCAGCGCCUUUGCCCACGCCGCCCAAGAAAGCCCCUGGAUGGCUGCGGUCUCUACUCAAGAACGUGCGACACAUGAUCGCCGAGCAAGGCGCGCCGCGCGGAGGCACACCGCCUCUGCGGAUAUGGCUCGACCUCCUAUGCAUCAACGGCCGGGACACGCGUGAGGAGUCGGAGCGGAGGGCUCAUAUGGCGCGAGCAUACCGCCACGCCAAGAUGGUGGUGGGCUGGUUGGGGCUCAAGGACUCGACGUCUGACCUCGCCAUUGAGAUUAUCAAGGCCUGGGACAAGUGCAUGCCCGUCACCUUUGGCGAGCCGGGUGACCGCGAGGCCCAUCCUAACGACUAUGCCCCUGUGCUGCAGUGGAUGGGCCCUGUUGCGCAUCUGAGCAACAUACCCGAGGGCAUCACGGACCCCCGCGAGGUGCCCAGCUACAAGGCCAUUUCUGAAUUCCUUAACCGACCUUACUUUCGCAACGCGUGGAUCCUUGACGACAUGGGCAAGGCGCGCUUCCCAGCCUUUUUGUUGGGCGACGACAUUGUGUCCUGGAUGCAGAUAUUGCGACUGAACCGCGUCAACGAGGAGAUCAAGGACCACGGCGCCGACAUGUUCCCCGACGAACUGCGGCCGCUGCUCGAAUACUUGCCACUGGGCAGCGUCUACGCGUUUUUGAAGGAAUUCGACAACCGGCAGAGGCAGGAUGGAGUUACGCCCGCCAUGCUUACGACUACGAGCUCGGUCAGGAGCUCAUACUCAAUGACGGGCAUGCGGACCAGGUCAAAGCAGUGA